AUGGAUGAUGGAUCGAAGCCUCCAAUGUCCGAUUUCGUCGACUCCUACGGCAUUCCGCGCGAAGCACUCGAGUUCCACUAUUACGACGAGUCUCAGCGUGUCAACUAUAUGCAGGGCAAAGUAUACGCAGAAUGCAGUCAAUUUGGCCAAAACAGCACAUGGAUGGCCUUUAUCGAUACCGACGAGUUUUUCGACGCUCCUGGCCCCGAGACUCUACGUGAGGUUCUUCAGACCUUUGAACCCAUUCAAGCGAUUGGCGCGAUCGGCGUGAGUUGGCGCAUGCACACAUCGAACGGACAGCUCACGCGCGCCGACUCUGUGCUCAAAACGUACACGGAAUGCAUUGAAGAUGAUGACGAGCACGACGGCGAGAACACCGAUAACAAGCAUAUCAAGUCAAUCGUCCGCGUUAAGAAUUUUGAGAGCAUGGCGAAUCCCCACAAGUUCAACUUGAAAUACAAUGCUUUGACCGUAGGAGAACACGGCGACCGGAUAGAUCACUAUGCCUUCCGCAACCCUAUCACGAGAGACAGAUUAUCGUUACAUCACUAUGCCGUGAAGAGCAAGGAGGAGUAUGUUCAGAAGAUGAACCGAGGCAACGGAAUGACAGACCCUAAGGGCUGGGAAUUUUGGAACCACGUGGAACAAGAAAUGGCGCACGUCGACUGCCCCGAGAUGACACGAUGGGUUCACUGA
Messenger RNA from Phaeoacremonium minimum UCRPA7, 696 nucleotides. Its product is annotated as putative upf0392 protein. The record is from RefSeq and is a predicted model, not a curated record. NCBI's taxonomy places the organism in Eukaryota, Fungi, Ascomycota, Sordariomycetes, Togniniales, Togniniaceae. The transcript has a single exon. The coding region runs from base 1 to 696 and encodes 231 amino acids.